Molecule: messenger RNA, 548 nt
Organism: Gilbertella persicaria
Lineage: Eukaryota; Fungi; Mucoromycota; Mucoromycetes; Mucorales; Choanephoraceae
Product: reactive mitochondrial oxygen species modulator 1-domain-containing protein
Exons: 2
Coding region: 36-383 (115 amino acids)
Biological process (GO): protein insertion into mitochondrial inner membrane; protein import into mitochondrial matrix
Cellular component (GO): TIM23 mitochondrial import inner membrane translocase complex
Source: RefSeq, a predicted model, not a curated record
GCGUAAAAGAUUCAAAGUCCUUGCAUUUCCCUUAAAUGCAAAUUUCCCAAACUUUUUUAUUUUUUUUUCUUAAAAAAAAAAAUACUAUGGAGCCUUCGACCUUUGAUAAAAUGAAAAUGGGUGCUGCUAUGGGUGGCACCGUUGGCUUAUGUAUUGGUUUUGUAUUUGGCACUGUUAGUUUGAUCCGAUUUGGUCCUGGUAACAAGAGUGCCGUUAGUUUAUUGAGUCAGUAUAUGCUUGGUUCUGCUGCUUCGUUUGGUUUCUUUAUGUCCAUAGGGUCUGUUGUUCGUGCAGAAAAUCGCUUACCUGUUUCCAAUUUGCCUGUCAUGAUUCAACAACGCGAAAAUCAACACAGAUAUAUUUAUAGUAACUUAAAGCAUUAGUGAUGUAUAUAAAGAGACAUGUAUAGUUGUUUAUUUAUAAAAAAAGGAAUUUUAUAUAUAUAUAUAUAUAUGUAUAGACGUACUUUUUUUUUGGUUAUGUAUAUUUUGUAAAAUCAAGUAAAGCUUCAUAGGGAUAACCAUCUUUGCCAAUUUUACCAGGUGUAC